UGGGUACCGAAUUGUCCAUUUGAACAACCCCGAGUGAACCGAGAUGGGCGGUAAGGCGAAGACGCAAAAGCACACAGCGAAGGAGAUCAACAUGAAAAUCAAAGCUGCUAAGGAGCGUGCUGGUGCUGCUGGUGGCGGCGCGUCGGGUUUGGAAAACCGCAAGUGUCAAAAGGUCGGCGUCAAGUGCGAUAUCUGCUUACACGAGUUUCUGUCGUUCGCCGACAUGCGUAUCCACUACGAUGCGCGCCAUCCACGCGAAGCCUUUCCUGAAGAAACCAUCAAGGAAGCAUUUGCUGCCGCCAAGAGCAAGACUGCCGAGCGACGAGUGGGCCAUCAACAAGGCAAGUUAGAUUACAAGCAUAAGGACGGAGAUAAGGCUACGUCGGGAAAGCCUGCACGUGCUGGGGGAGUCUCUGACGAUGUGGCUGCACUCCUGUCGGCUGGCCUUGCAGGCUUGAAGUAGAGCUGUCUACACUACGACACUGUGAUACCUAGGAACAGAGAUCGAUUAAUAUUGCGCAUUUUUUCACUGCAUGAUCCACAACUUGGGGAAGCGG
Messenger RNA from Aphanomyces invadans, 557 nucleotides. RefSeq lists its product as hypothetical. NCBI's taxonomy places the organism in Eukaryota, Oomycota, Saprolegniomycetes, Saprolegniales, Verrucalvaceae. The record is from RefSeq and is a predicted model, not a curated record. The transcript is spliced from 2 exons. The coding region runs from base 44 to 463 and encodes 139 amino acids.